UCGCCGGACACCGCAUCGCUCAGCGCCGCAUCCGUACGGAAGAGCUGACGGAGCGCUCGGGCGUCGGCGAGACUUGGCACGCCGACGUGAUGGGGGGUCGCUAAGUCCUGCAGGGGUGCUGGUUGACGAUGCUUGGCAAUCCGGCGUCGACGUCCAGCGUGUGGGGACAUCACGCCCGGAUUCGCAGGUCACGUGCCCAUCCUAUCGAUAUCCCUUCAAACAUCAGCAUACGCCGACGAGAUUACGCCGCUACACCGCCUCAAAUGUUAGGAGGGCCGAGAUGCGACAUGGACGGAGGACAAUAUCAGGCUGGCACAGCCCGUCGACAGCAUGGUCGCGGCAAGCCGACGGCCCAUGCGAAAGUGUGGCGCUGCCUCAUGAGUGACUGCUCACGGUUCACGGCUCACGUCAUGCCCCUCCCCCUCCGAAGACGCCGUCUGCGUCCAAGCACAUCACCGGCCUACCCAUCCUCCCCACCUCGUUCACAAACGAUACAAAAUACAUCGCAGCGCACACACAGAGUCCAUUGGAAUGUGGAGGGAGGGUUGCUGUCGGGGAUUGGGUGUGGCGCGGCAGGGCCUCGGGGGCCCAUUGGGGCCCGACCAAUGCUUGAUCCAGGCCGAUUUCGGGGGUCGCGAAGCCUUCUCGAAGGAGUGUGCGCGGGCUAGGGGCGUGGGGGAGCGCUGCUGCUUCUGGGACGUGGACAGAGGGACGUGGCAG
Cutaneotrichosporon oleaginosum is the source of this 720-nucleotide messenger RNA. RefSeq lists its product as uncharacterized. NCBI's taxonomy places the organism in Eukaryota, Fungi, Basidiomycota, Tremellomycetes, Trichosporonales, Trichosporonaceae. The record is from RefSeq and is a predicted model, not a curated record.